AUAAACAACGUCGAGUGGACCGCUGCCGUGGUAAUCGGCAGGUGCCCACACUUAGCCGCAGUCGUCACUCGUCGCCGGUCCGUCCACUAGCACACAAUACACUUUGUCCUAAUAUCAUAAUAUUUUUAGAGGUACAAGACUAUCACGCAAUGAAGUACCUGAAAUUGAGUUCCGGUGGCAACAUGCCGAUGGUCGGCUACGGUACAUGGCAGGCCGUGGACAAUGUUUUGGAAUCAGCCUUGAAUGAAGCCCUAACGUGUGGAUACAGACACAUCGACACGGCUACGGCUUACGAGAACGAACACGUCAUAGGAAAAGUUUUGAACGAAUGGAUCACAUCUGGUAAAGUGACUAGAGAAGAGUUGUUUAUCGUCACCAAGCUCCCCCCUUUCAAAAAUCGGCCUGAGGACCUGGAGGAGUGCUUAAAAAAAUCGCUCAGCGACUUGCAGCUGGACUAUAUUGACAUGUACUUGGUGCAUACUCCGUUCAGCGUGAUCGCGGGAGAAACACCCGCCUAUAGCGACAUGAAAAUUGAUACCAGUACUGAUCACUUGGCGAUUUGGGAGAUGAUGGAAAAACAGGUUACUGACGGCCGAGCUAAGGCGAUCGGCUUGUCGAACUUCAACAUUCAACAGAUACAGAGGGUGCUGGACAACUGUAAAAUCAAGCCCGACAACUUGCAAAUAGAAAAUCACCUAUACCUUCAACAACCUGAACUCGUAGAAUAUUGCAAAAGCAACGAUAUUGUUGUGACCGCGUAUUCGUGUUUGGGUGCGAAAGGCGGCCGAGAAGCCAUGGGGUUGAAUUGGACCAAGGAUUUACCGGAAAUGAUGGAAAAUGACGUGGUAUUGAGCAUUGCGGAAAAACACGGUAAGACUCCGGCCCAAGUGUUGUUGCGGUUUAUUGUUCAGAAGGGCAUCGUGGUCAUACCAAAAAGUACGAAUCCACAGCGGUUGGCGUUAAACAUAGAGAUUUUCGAUUUUGAAUUGGACGAGCAAGACAUGGAGGCCAUGAUUGGUCAAGAUGCGGGAGAGGGAGGUCGCAUCAUAUGGCUUUUAUUCUUCACUGGAAUCGCAGACCAUCCAGAAUAUCCUUUCGAAAAGAGUGUUUGAGCUCAAAAUAAAUUCUACGACAAAUGCGACAGCCCACUAUUACACGCGAAUGAACCAAAUUCAAACUAUAUAAAACGGCAUUUGAUGAUACCCGAUUAUUUAAAUAUUUAUUAUAAGCCUAUUACCAUUACAGUACUAGGGUUCAUGUCAAUCGAUUCGUAUUUGUAGUAUUUGUACCGAACACUGAAAGGAUUCCGUCGUCUUGGCGUGUUAUAAAAUAGCCCUAUACAUACAGAGUGUAUCAAAAGUCUUCAUCCGAUUACAAAUGUAUAUAGUUCGGCUAACGUUAGCCACUAGUAAACGACCCAUAUACUAAUGAAAAGUUAGAUAACCAAUUUUAUUUUAAGUUAUCUUUCGAUUAGCAUAUAGGUAAUUUACCUACGGCUAACGAUUGCCGAACUAUAUAAAUUUGUAAUCGGAUGAAGACUUUUGAAACACUUUGUAUAUGCACGUUAAAAAUACAAUCGUACUAUUAUACAAAUUAUUAUAAGAAAUAUGUCGUUUGAAUUAACACUUACCAAUAUUAAGUUAAAUCAGUGAAAAUAGUAAUAAGUUAAGAAUUAUUAAAACAACACGCUCUUGCAUUCAAUAUAAAA
Rhopalosiphum padi (bird cherry-oat aphid) is the source of this 1708-nucleotide messenger RNA. RefSeq names its product 1,5-anhydro-D-fructose reductase-like. Gene Ontology annotation, molecular function: aldose reductase (NADPH) activity. Bases 150 to 1112 code for a protein of 320 amino acids. The record is from RefSeq and is a predicted model, not a curated record. Gene Ontology annotation, cellular component: cytosol. The transcript is spliced from 7 exons. Lineage: Eukaryota; Metazoa; Arthropoda; Insecta; Hemiptera; Aphididae.